Molecule: messenger RNA, 1182 nt
Organism: Saccharomyces kudriavzevii IFO 1802
Lineage: Eukaryota; Fungi; Ascomycota; Saccharomycetes; Saccharomycetales; Saccharomycetaceae
Gene: PIR3
Product: beta-1,3-glucan linked protein
Exons: 1
Coding region: 1-1182 (393 amino acids)
Biological process (GO): fungal-type cell wall organization
Cellular component (GO): fungal-type cell wall
Molecular function (GO): structural constituent of cell wall
Source: RefSeq, a predicted model, not a curated record
AUGCAAUACAAAAAGCCCUUAGUCGCUUCCGCGUUGGUUGCCACCUCUCUGGCUGCCUACGCUCCCAAGGACCCAUGGUCCACCCUAGCUCCAUCUGCUACUUACAAGGGUGGUAUAACUGACUACGCUUCUACUUUUGGUAUUGCUGUAGACCCAAUUGCCACCACUGCAUCCUCCAAGGCAAAGAGAGCAGCCUCUCAGAUCGGUGAUGGUCAAGUGCAAGCCGCUACUACGACAGCUGCUGUCUCUAAGAAGUCUACCGCCGCUGCUGUUUCUCAGAUUACCGAUGGUCAAGUCCAGGCAGCUAAGUCCACUGCCGCUGCUGUUUCCCAGAUUGGCGAUGGUCAGAUCCAGGCUGCUAAAUCCACUGCCGCUGCUGUUUCCCAGAUUGGCGAUGGUCAGAUCCAGGCUGCUAAGUCCACUGCCGCCGCUGUUUCCCAGAUUGGCGAUGGUCAGGUUCAAGCUGCCAAGUCCACUGCCGCUGCUGUCUCUCAAAUCGGCGAUGGGCAAGUUCAAGCCGCUAAGUCAACUGCUGCUGCUGUCUCCCAGAUUGGCGAUGGUCAAGUUCAAGCCGCUAAGUCAACUGCUGCUGCUGUCUCCCAGAUUGGCGAUGGUCAAGUUCAAGCCGCUAAGUCCACUGCUGCUGCUGCUUCCCAAAUUAGUGAUGGUCAGGUUCAAGCUGCCAAGUCUACCGCCGCUGCUGCUUCCCAAAUUGGUGAUGGUCAAGUUCAAGCUACCACCUCGACUAAGGCUGCAGCCUCCCAAAUCACGGAUGGACAAAUACAAGCUUCCAAAACUACCAAUGGCGCUAGUCAAGUGAGUGACGGCCAGGUUCAGGCCACUUCUGAAGUCAAGGACGCCAACGAUCCCGUCGACGUUGUCUCCUGUAAUAACAACAGUACCUUGUCAAUGAGUUUGAGUAAGGGUAUUCUGACUGAUAAAAAGGGUAGAAUCGGUUCGAUUGUUGCUAACAGACAAUUUCAAUUCGAUGGCCCACCACCACAAGCCGGUGCCAUCUACGCUGCCGGUUGGUCCAUCACUCCAGAAGGUAACUUAGCCCUUGGUGACCAAGAUACUUUUUACCAGUGUUUGUCCGGUGACUUUUACAACUUGUAUGAUAAACACAUUGGUUCAGAGUGUCAUGAAGUCUAUUUGCAAGCUAUCGACUUGAUUGAUUGUUAA